This is a messenger RNA of Athalia rosae (coleseed sawfly), 2230 nucleotides long. RefSeq names its product actin-related protein 8 (gene Arp8). Gene Ontology annotation, biological process: double-strand break repair; regulation of DNA-templated transcription. Bases 284 to 1987 code for a protein of 567 amino acids. The record is from RefSeq and is a predicted model, not a curated record. Gene Ontology annotation, cellular component: Ino80 complex. The transcript is spliced from 8 exons. Lineage: Eukaryota; Metazoa; Arthropoda; Insecta; Hymenoptera; Athaliidae.
AUACCCACGGCUGGCUGCCUUUAAAAAUCUCCAGUCAACGAUUAUGAUAUUCAAGAUGUGUUGUGAUCAACGAAUUCUGGUUGUGAUGCGAUCACCUGAAUAUUUAUUUUUAGUAAACAGAGAAUAAACUCUGACGUUGAAUUUGACAACAAUUUAGCAUGGCACUGUAAAUAACAUAACCCAACAAGGAAGGUUCGGGAUCAAUUUUGCGUUGUAAAACCUUGACAAUAAAAUAAGAAAAUAUUGUGGUUAAGAAGUAUUGCUGCAAGAGAAUUCUUCAAAUAUGCCAGUAUUUCAAGAAUCUUGUGCUGAGCAAAUCCAGGCUCAGACGAUAAUUAUAAUUCAUCCAGGAUCGAUGAAUCUCCGCAUGGGUCGAGCAUCGGAUCUAAAUCCCAAUACUUUACUGAAUGCAGUUGCUAGAAAAAGACUGCAAGGUGGUUCAGAAUACAAGGAUCCCUUUCUUCCACCAUUAGUAGCACGGACGAAGGAGCUUACGCAAGCAAUGGAAGAGUCCCGUCUUCAAGUAUCUCAUACUCUUCAGUCUUGCUUGCAGUCCGAUGGAAGACGGAGAUAUGCAACACCUCCGCAACAGAUAGCUGCUUUUAAUCGUAGAUCUAAUCCAGAGACUCUUUCACCAUCUGGUGGAGAAUGGAUAAAAACUGAAGAAACAGUGGUCGUUGGUGAUGAAAUUUUGUCUCUCAGUCCUGAUGCGGAUUACAAUAUUCACUUUCCUUAUAAACGGGGAGAAUUAAAUGUCCACGCUGGACCUGGAGGAAGUCUCAGAGCUGUUCUUGCAGAUUUGAAGACAAUCUGGGAAUACGUUUUGACAAAAAAAAUGGAUAUUCCAUUAAAAGAUCUGCGCCAUUAUCGAGCUGUCCUUGUUGUACCAGAUAUUUAUAACAGACAAUACUUGAAAGAGCUGACGACUCUUCUCUUGUGCGAAAUGAGUUUUGGAGGGUGCUUCCUUUUACAGGAUCAUGUUGCAGCUACGUUCGGUGCAGGACUAGGAUAUGCUUGCGUUGUGGAUGUUGGUGAUCAAAAAACUUCAGUUUCUUGCGUUGAGGACGGGAUUUCUCAUCGGAAUACGCGUGUACGAAUGGAUUUUGGUGGCGCGGAUAUAACCCAAACAUUCUUUUGGUUGCUCCAAAAGUGUUCAUUCCCUUACAAAAGUUGCAAUGCUUCUAAUAGGCUAGAUGCACUACUCCUAGAUCAAUUAAAACGAGAUUUUUGUCACGUUGAUUUAAACGUCUGCGGGUCUCAAGAGAAGACAUUCAUUGUUAGGCAGCCUAAGAUUCCAACAGAGAAAUAUACCCUCCAGGUUGGUGAUGAAUGCUUAGUAGCUCCUCUGAGUUUAUUUCAACCUGAGUUGUUCAAAGUGACAGGAACUCACAACGUACACACACAAAAGCGAUCUAUGGGAGAUCCAGAGGACCCACAUGAUGAAAAUUACCUACGAGAAACCAGUAGGCGUGGUGCUAAAGAAAAUUUAGAACAAACAUUAGAAUUGCCUGAAGAAGUGGCUACGCCUGCUGUCGCAGGUGAAGAGGAAGUGGUCGUUGAUGCCGUUGAUUCAGCUCCGAUCAAUUUAGGAAUUCGGGACUUGGAUAUUCCGAGAGACUUUGUUGUUGGACCUCAGCAACUCUUAGGGCUUGAUCACGCAGUUCUUCAAAGUAUAGAUCGAUGCCCGACUGAUGACUUGAAACGAAAGAUGUAUAGUUGCAUUUUAGUUGUUGGUUCUGGAAUGAAAUUUCAAGGAAUAGGGAUGUGGCUGCAUAACAGGAUAUCGCUGCAAAUUCCCUACAUGUACAGAGCAGAACAACUUGACAUCAUAACUCACCCAAAAGAAAUGGACCCAGGGAUGACGGCGUGGAAAGGUGCUGCGAUACUGAGUUGUCUAGAAUCAGCACAAGAAUUAUGGAUUGGUCGUCAAGAGUGGGAGCAAAUCGGAGUUAGAGUACUAAGGGAAAGGGCACCAUUCAUGUGGUGAAUAUUGUAGGCUUUGAUUAGACAUCAAGCAUUUGAAAUUGUAUAUACUGAACGGAAUUAGUCAGGACGACGUGUACGAACAUUUACGAUGAACCUCUCACGAGGUGAAAUUGAAAUUUUACGUAAAAUGGUACCCAUGAAGUAACUGAGGAUGCUAUGCUAGAUGAUAGCACGCAGGUUUAGUCACUGAAGUAAUAUUUAAUUGAGUUUCUAUGAUACUAAUAAAAAUUUUUACAAAACAUUC